AUGGUUAUCGCUUGGUGGUACAGACAGGUCAAUGAAUACGCAACUCGCGAAUUAACGCAUUUUACGGACCGCUUUCCUGCUCUUUCCGGCCUUGCGAAAGAAUACUCUGAUCGUACAGGCUACCAUUAUACGGCGGGGAUUUGGCUGGAAGACUUCCGUCGUGGUUUAUUAUGGAAAAGCAUUGGAGGGAGAACCGACGCAAGGUACUCACCAUCUUGGAGCUGGGCAACGGCAAUAGAUGUUCCAGCUUGCAGCAGACACGACUUGUACGUUUUCGGUCCUUCUCCUUGGAGCCAUAUUGCUUCAAACGAAGUCCAGCUCGUCCAUAAAUCUGUGAAGAACGUUGGAGGCAACCCUUUUGGCCAAGUCAUUCUGCCAGCCAAGUUGUCACUACGAGGGAUAUGCAGGCAAAUGAAGGAUCUCCUCUCCACGUAUGGCUUCUGGUUUCGUGCUGGUAUGUAUGUGCGCCGUCCUGUGCCGAAGAUUAAGCCUGAGAAUUUUGAAAAGCCAGGCCCUGAUGCUAUCGUGCUUUGGAUGGAUUCGGAAGAGUUCGAGCAUAGAAUAUUCUGCCUCGAAGAGGAAAUCUUCGUAUUGCAAGUUGCCCGUUUCAAGAUACAACGUGACCUCAUCGGAAUUCCCCACUGGCACCCGAGAAAAUCUUCAUAUAGUGGGGAUGUAAGCUUCGGACUUGUACUGGAGCCAACUUUGAACGAAAGAACUACAUACCGCCGGAUUGGUAUCGUUGAGAUGCCAAUAGAUGGAAGCGAGGAGCUCGGCUGGGAAAUGAAGACUGUCACCAUUGUCUGA
This is a messenger RNA of Cadophora gregata, 807 nucleotides long. RefSeq lists its product as uncharacterized. The coding region runs from base 1 to 807 and encodes 268 amino acids. The transcript has a single exon. Lineage: Eukaryota; Fungi; Ascomycota; Leotiomycetes; Helotiales; Ploettnerulaceae. The record is from RefSeq and is a predicted model, not a curated record.